AUGGCAGGUCCAGAAGCUGAUGCUCAAUUCCAGUUCACUGGUAUUAAAAAAUAUUCCAACUCUUAUACUCUCACAGGUAGAAUGAAUUGUGUUCUGGCCACAUAUGGGGGCAUUGCUCUGCUGGUCCUAUACUUCAAGUUAAGACCUAAAAAAUCUCCAGCUGUGAAAGCAUCUUAA
This is a messenger RNA of Echinops telfairi (small Madagascar hedgehog), 177 nucleotides long. RefSeq names its product ATP synthase membrane subunit K, mitochondrial-like. The coding region runs from base 1 to 177 and encodes 58 amino acids. The record is from RefSeq and is a predicted model, not a curated record. The transcript has a single exon. Lineage: Eukaryota; Metazoa; Chordata; Mammalia; Afrosoricida; Tenrecidae.